AUUUCAAGCUGUUGUGGGGUUGUAUUUGUUUUUUUUGUAAAAACCACAGAUAAGUGAGUUGGACCAAUGUGUAGGAGGGAAAUCCUUUUGAUAGCUGCUUGAAAACAAAAUAUUCAUCCAGUAGACGUAUCUCUGGAAGACGCAACUGUUUUUGGAGCAUAUUUAGUAAUUCUGUUUGGAAGGAAUGGGGUGAUAGAGAGUAAAUUACCUUUAAGGGUUGAUAACUAAAGAUAUUUUUUUAUUUGUGGCUUAGAAAGAUUGUUGGUUGCAAGAAAGUGAGUAGAAAAAAAAAAAGUCCUCAAUUUUUUUGACAGUUGCUCUAAAAUUAACGGGCUGCUUAAAGAGUGGAUUUCAAAUUCAAAAAUACUUUAUUACCACCAAAGGCAAAGUAAAUAAUUUAAAUGAUUUAACUUUAAUUUCUAGUGAUGGUUAAAGUUAAAAUAUACAGAAAGCCACCUGAGCCUAAACCCAAAUACCGUUGUCUGAACACGUCAUUUCAAACAGACGUUUCAAAUAAUUCGUCCAAUCACGAUUUAUUGGAGAUUUACCACUUCCUGUGAAAAGCAGAGUUCAGUUUCAUCAGACGCUUCCGGGCCUGGUCUGUGCCAGACCCGCAGAAUCUUUAAACACAAACCCGUCUAAAAUUACAACGAAAACAAAAAAUAGAAUAGUUUAAUUAUAGAGACGGUUUAUCUACAUUUUUAACUUUGAGAGUCUUUCUUUCUUUCUCUGCGCUCAGCUCCUAUUGGAUAAACCAGCAGCCACUUAUAUCCAACCAAUUGAUACUAAUAAAGUCAAGGAUAAGGUGUAUUACUGAAAAAGUAAGUGUAAAUAUACAACAUUCAAAUUUCAGAGGCAUUUUCAAUUCAAAUCCUGAUGGCACAUAUUUACUUCUGUACAAGGAUAUCUGGAUCUGCUAUCAAGGCAUUCACUAAACCAUUAAACAUUUACAAAAAUAUUUAUACCAGUAUAUAAUAAUUAUUUUAAACCAUAAUAAAAAUAGUAUUUAUUUUUAUAAACAAACGGAACCUUGUGAACUAGUCUGCCUUUCUUUAAAAAAAAGACUCAUAUUUUCAAAAAACAAAAGAGUAGAUCGAAUCGCCAGCUUGUCAAACUUAAACAGCAGAUAUAAAAGUUGCUUAAACAAAAUAACAUUGUGGUGACGUCUUCCCUAAAGGUGUAGUUUUGCUUAUUUAGUUUUAAAAUAAAGCUCUUUUGUUUAAAAGGGUUAAGUUUUAAACGGACUAAAUGUGGAAGCCUGCUUUCAGAUUGGACAUCCAGGAGAUCUGUCUAAUUAAAUAAAUCCUAAAUAAAAUAUUAUGUUAAAUAUUCAGAGCAAAGGCAAAAAGGAGGGUUUUAACUACAGACUUUCCAUGUAGAUAAGGAAAAAAUGGAGGAGGAGCUGCACUCAGUCAAAUCGAACAGUAAAACGUUUCUAUGGUCGGUUAAACUGAACAUUCAGCAAAUCAAAUUUAUUCAUCAUCUUCCUCAAACUUUUAACAUUCGUUUUGUUUUUCUCACCAAACUUUAUCAGCGUAGUGGGAUGCUCCUAAAACAGUUUUUGAAGUUUGAAACUGAAGCCAAUAUAGAAGAAACUGUAUGAAAAUAUGUUUUAUUAAAAACUUGACAAUUGCAGUAAGUGUAAUCUCCUGUCUCAUCACAGCGAAACCUAAAAUCCUGAAGGCUGAGACAAAAGUUCCCCAUGGGUAGUGACAGUAUUUUUUAUUUUAUUUCACGGAAUAACCGGCUAUGUUUACAUUUCCUUCAAUUUCUAAACGGUUUGUUUCUCAAGACAGACUGCAGUGAGUAAGAGGAGAAGAUGAAGAGAAGAUCUUCGCUACGGUCCGACUCUGGACAGGAAGAGCGACGCUUAGACACAGAACACAAUCUGAGAAAAAGAAAGAGCAUCAACUAUCACGAUGACGAGGAAGAUUGUUAUUAUUAUUACGAGGAAGACGACUGCAGCCAGUCACUGACACACGAAGAUCGAGAACUGUGGCCUGUAAGCUGUGGGGACAAAAUGGGGAUAAUGGAUGUCCAAAAGCUGGCGAAAAGUGAGGAGUGUAUCGAGUGUGAGCGCCGCAUGUUCACCCCGCCUGCCUUUGAGGAGUUUGCAGGAAGAGGCUCAGCUAAAAAAUGGAAACACAGCAUAUACUCUGAUGGAAAACCUCUGCAACAUUGGUUUGAUAAAGGCCUUCUGGACACUGAGGGAUACAAAAAAGGGGCAAAGACGUAUAAAAAGAAAGGUAAAACAUUUCAGAACAAUGGAGAUAAACCAGCUCAUCAUUUAAGCCGACGCGACGCUCCAGGAGCAGGAGAGUCAGGAACAGAAGCUACAGACGACUCUGAGAACGACAACUGGAUCCAUUCAGGCUCUGGACGCUGGUUAUCGAGGCCCGAGGAAGAGAAAGAGAGAAACGACUCCGACCAUCCGGAGGAAAACCAAGAUGAAACGGAAGACGACGGGGAUGAUAACGAUAAAAACCUCUGUGCUCCUAACGAACCUGAUCCGAGGUUGAUCAUCUCGACACCUGAAAAGCUCGCGUUGCAGAUGAACUCGGUUGUUCUUCUCCAAAGAAUGUCAAUGGCGAGGAGUCGCUGUCAGACCGCCGCUGUGGUGCAUCAACUCAAAGGAGCCGGAGAUUCGGAGAUGAAUUCCUGCGAAAAGACAAAAAGCAGUGAGAGAGAAAAGCUCGUGCGACCGGUGGAAAGUGAAACGGCAGACGUGGCCACAAACACUUCUCCCCAACAAGAACCGGUCGAGGAGAAAAUCCACAAAUUCCUGGGGCUUUCUGCUGAAACUUUGACUACGCCCGGUCCGAGCGCCUGUGACAAUCGCACAGCUGUGAGCUGCUUGGACCAAUUCGAAUCGCAGACGAUGUCAGAGACGAGAAGCGUCUGCGAUUCGGACAGCACUCGCAUCUCGGACCAGGUGGAGACGUCAACGUCGGGGGUCCUGACCGGUUCCGAUGCGGACACGAUGGAUCUGGGUCAGCUGCAGAGAGAGACUCUAAAAACGCAGCUGGAGGCUGCAAGAGUACAGAAGGAAUAUUACACUUUGAAAUUACGUCUUCUACAGGUUCAGGUGAAAGCUGGUCGAUUCAGUUCAUCGAUGUAGGUUGUGAUGCAACUUUAACAAACUCUGGCAGGGAUGAAGCAUUUCCUGUUGCAAGAAAAAAAAAAAAAAAAAAGAGUUGAGAAUUUUAUCAUCACUGUGCCAAGAGAAGAUUUAGAUCAUCUGUGGAAUUAAACUAGGAUCCCAGGGAUUAAAAUAACGUGAUUGGACAUUAAUUUUGAACGGAGACUGUUUGUUUUUAUAUGUAUCUGUAAAUAGAGAUGUAUAUAGAGAGGCUAUAUUUUAAGAUAUAACAGAUGUUACCUAUAACAGAAGUUAUAGGUAACAUGACCUUUUUCUUCCUGUUACAUUUAACAUAAUUAUGUUACAAGAUGGUUUUCUGACAAUGUUGCUUAAAGUUUUUAUUUGUUUUGUUUCAAGGUGGAAAUAAAAACUGUGGAUUGCUUAAAA
Messenger RNA from Gambusia affinis (western mosquitofish), 3526 nucleotides. RefSeq lists its product as uncharacterized. The transcript has 10 exons. Lineage: Eukaryota; Metazoa; Chordata; Actinopteri; Cyprinodontiformes; Poeciliidae. Gene Ontology annotation, molecular function: RNA polymerase II cis-regulatory region sequence-specific DNA binding; DNA-binding transcription activator activity, RNA polymerase II-specific. The coding region runs from base 1820 to 3118 and encodes 432 amino acids. The record is from RefSeq and is a predicted model, not a curated record. Gene Ontology annotation, biological process: positive regulation of transcription by RNA polymerase II.